GUCAAAAAUAACUAGAAACCUAUGUGCGUUCAUUUUUUUACUGCUACGGCCACAUCAUUGCCAAAUAUUUGUUUGUACUACAUAUAGAUAGACAAGUGGUGAUGUCCCAAAACAUGACCGUUCUAUAGUAGAAUCAAUUGCUUAUCAAUGAACAACGACCCCGUGAAAGCAGCCUCGAUUUGGUGAGGAGUUCUUCGCGAUAGAGUCGUUGUGCGAACGCAGUGAUGUUCGACUGAAUUAGUGCUUACAUAACAGCCGUAUCGCAAGGGUUCAGCGCCGCGGCAUCAGAAGGUAUCAGCAGUGUGAGAUUUGUCCCCCACAGUUCAUUCCCGUUUCCGGUUAGUUUUGUGCGAUUUUGAACAUGGAAGCUCUGGCCGUGGCACUGCAGCCGUACAAGGACACUGUCGGUCUAUCGGCGGCCGUCAUAACGGUACUCCAGUUCUUCAGCGGAGUGUUCGUGGUCAACGACAUCCGCCGGAAGGGUAGCUCCGAAGGAUUUUCGGCUGGACCGUUCCUGGGCGGUGCGGUGUUCAGUUUACUCAACGUCCAGUUCGGGCAGAUGCUGCAAGACGAUGCCAUGAUAAAGGUCAACUUGAUCGGUCUGGGGUUGAACGUGCUGUACGUGUGUGCCUUCUAUUGGUACACUUUGGGACCGGCCAAGAACAAGGUGUGGGGACAAAUCGGGCUGGCCGGAGCGAUCGCUGCCGGGUUGUUGGCGUACGUGCAGUACGAAGAUCCCAAGGUGGUCGAGUUCCGAUUUGGGAUGAUAUUGACCGUCAUACUGCUGAUACUGGUUGGGAUGCCACUGCUGGGGUUGGGUGAAAUUUUAAAGAACAAAAGCACUGAAGGCCUACCAUUCCCGAUUAUUCUGUCCGGUAGUUUUGUUUCCCUUGCGUGGCUGUUGUAUGGAGUCAUCUUAAGAAGUAAUUUCCUUGUGGCACAAAACGUGAUCGCUUUGGCGCUGGGGUUGGUUCAACUGUCGCUAUUCGUGAUCUUCCCGAGCAAGCCGGCCAAGAAGGCGACCAAAUCAGACAAGAAGAAAAACUAAGACUAACACAGACCUGAGAUUUUUUUUUAACUAGAUUCUUUCCGGUUCUUAAUACUUAGGCUACUACAUAAUUGACAAUAAUAGGAUAGAAGCUUAGCGUGGGGGGUUUUUAAACCUAGACGAAACGAUCUGCACGGAAUGUUUUUUUUAAUAUACUCUGACUUUCCCAAAAUUAUGUGUUACUCUGCGUGCAUGACUCGUCAAUGAAAUUGAUUCCGUAUAUUUAUAGAAAUUAGAAGUUUUGCAAAAAUGUUGGUGGCGUUUUUAAGAAGUUGUGCAAUGUUAAGGUAAAGGAUUUAUCCGGAAUAAACUAAUACCUGUUUCAGAAAGACAGACAAUAAAGUUGAAAUGUACCGUUUUACAAGAACAAUGAUUCACAAUAUUCCAUAUUUCAAAUACAGAUAAAAUAUAUUUACAGAAACUAAGCGGUAAAUAGGCCAAUAAAUUCACGCUUAGAGCGCAGCUAUAAAAAACAGUUAUCAAUGAAAUAUCUUAUUGCUCAAAAUAUGGAAGAUUAUUAGAGUGUUCUACUUUCAAUUCGUCACGAAUAAACAGUUAUUGAAUCUUA
This is a messenger RNA of Aedes aegypti (yellow fever mosquito), 1616 nucleotides long. Its product is annotated as sugar transporter SWEET1. The transcript is spliced from 3 exons. The record is from RefSeq and is a predicted model, not a curated record. Gene Ontology annotation, biological process: carbohydrate transport. The coding region runs from base 362 to 1048 and encodes 228 amino acids. Gene Ontology annotation, molecular function: sugar transmembrane transporter activity. Gene Ontology annotation, cellular component: membrane. Lineage: Eukaryota; Metazoa; Arthropoda; Insecta; Diptera; Culicidae.